This is a messenger RNA of Erythranthe guttata (spotted monkey flower), 2716 nucleotides long. Its product is annotated as U-box domain-containing protein 35. Gene Ontology annotation, molecular function: protein kinase activity; ubiquitin-protein transferase activity; ATP binding. Gene Ontology annotation, biological process: protein ubiquitination; protein phosphorylation. NCBI's taxonomy places the organism in Eukaryota, Viridiplantae, Streptophyta, Magnoliopsida, Lamiales, Phrymaceae. The record is from RefSeq and is a predicted model, not a curated record.
AGAGUAGUGCUUUGUGGUGGAAAUGUGCCACACAUGAAUAAAACUGUUUAACCUACUUCCCCAGAAAAAAAAAUCCAGUCUUUGAAAUGUUUCCAAGGGUUAUUUUGAGUGCAAAAGAUGAGUCUUUUUGCUUCCAAUCAUACUCUACACUUCAAGGAAAUUUCAAGAUUGUUAAUUAGGUUGUGAAAAAAUAGAAUUGAUGUGAAUAAAAAAAAAUGGGGGAGAAUUUUAGUGGCAAAGUUGAAGGGCUGCCACCACCGCCGUACACGGCGGUGGGAUUAGCUAUAAGUGGAAGUGAAAAGAGCAAAACUAUUAUCAAAUGGGCUCUGGAAAAAUUUGUUCCAGAAGGAGUUGUCCGUUUCAAGCUGCUCCACGUUCGCCCCGUUGUUUCUAGAAUCCCGACUCCUAUGGGGAACAGCAUCCAGAUUUCUCAAGUUCAUGAUGACGUGGCAGCCGCAUUCCGAAAGGAAAUCCAGAGCCAAGUGUCCGAAAAGCUUCUCCCUCAUAAGAACAUGUUUGAAGAAAAAAGGGUACAUGUGGAAAUCAUACAAAUAGAAUGCAACGACGUUGUAACUGCAAUAUCUGCAAAUAUUCACAAGCAUAGGAUCAAUAGACUAAUUAUCGGUGCUUCAUCUCGCAGUAUUUUCUCAAGGACACGUACAUUGUCAUUAAAAAUAUCGGAAUCGUGUCCGAGUUUCUGCACUGUAUAUGUUGUCUACAAAGGGAAACUAUCAUCGUUAAGGCCUUCCGAUUCGGAAGGAAACAUAAGCUUUAGAGAUGACAGUAGCGAAACAACUUGUUCGAGUUCUGAUAAUAAUUCUUCAAGCUAUACUUCUAGCUCAAGAACAGAUUGUACAACGGACCAAGAUUCAGUCGCGCAUUUCCGAUCAGCUUCACUCCCAUUGCCAUUGCAGCGAUUUCAAGCUCUUUCAAACAUAAACCAGACCCUCCAUAAAAAAAUGCCUUCAACUGUGAUCGCACCGCAUUCAAGAAAUUUAACGCUCGAUAAUGUCGCGGAUAAUUUUCCCAGUGGCUCAGAUGUAAAUUACUACACAACUGCCAAGAACAACUUUAAUAGUUUCACAAGCUCGUCUGCAGAUGAUAAUAAUCCUUCGUCUGAUCAAGCUUCAACUUCCGAUAAUACCCCUACCAAGAAUCAGGCUGACGUAAAUUUCGAGCUUGAAAAAAUGAGAGUCGAACUGAGACAUAUUCGAGGAAUGUAUGCAAUGGCUCAAGGCGAAGCGAUUGAUACUUCUAGGAAGUUAAGUGGACUUCAAAAACGUCGUUUGGAAGAGGAAACUAAUCUCAGAAAGAUAAGUUUCAAAGAGAAAGAAGCCAAAGAGUUGGCCAAUAAGGAGAAAACGAGAUACGAAGAUGCUAAAAAAGAAGCGGAAUUUGUCAACGAAUGUGCCGAAAGAGAAGCCGAAGACAGAAGAGAUGCCGAAAUAUGGGCAGCCCGCGAAACCAAAGAAAAGGAAAAUCUCGAAAAUGCCCUCAACGGAUCUUUAAUUCAAUACCGUAAGUUCACGUGGGAAGAAAUCGUAGAUGCAACUUCGUCUUUUUCCGAUGACCGUAAAAUCGGAAUGGGAGCGUACGGCACUGUGUAUAGAAGCACCUUUCACUACACAACCGCCGCUGUAAAAGUCCUCCAUUCGAAGGAUGCAAGCAGAACUAAGCAAUUUCAGCAGGAGCUGGAUGUAUUGAGCAAAAUUCGCCAUCCGCAUUUGCUGAUUCUUAUCGGUGCAUGCAUAGACCACAGUUGCCUUGUAUACGAGUUUAUGGAAAACGGUAGCCUCGAAGAUAAACUGAUUCGGAAAAAGAACAAAAAUAACGCCCCACCACUACUAUGGUUCGAUCGAUUCAGAAUUGCAUGGGAAGUGGCUUCAGCACUUUCCUUUCUACACAGCGCAAAGCCGAAAGGUAUCGUACACCGUGACUUAAAACCAGCAAACAUACUGCUCGAUAUUAACAACGUGAGCAAAAUCGGAGAUGUCGGACUUUCGACGGUGGUCAACAAAGAUUCCAUUUCGGUAUCCGGUCUAGUGGGUACCCUUAGCUAUAUUGACCCCGAGUACCAAAGGACGGGGGUCGUGGCCCCCGAGUCGGAUGUUUAUGCUUUCGGGAUGGUUGUUUUGCAACUUAUUACGGGAAAACCGGCUACAGCGUUGACUCAUAAAGUGGAAACGGCAGUGGAUAAUGAUCGGUUAACGGAGUUAUUAGAUAAAAAGGGCGGUGAUUGGCCGAUCGAAGAAACGAAGGUUUUAGCUCGAAUGGCGUUGAAGUGCACCGAACUUAGACGAAUUGAUAGGCCCAAGAUGAAAGGUGAAGUCUUGCCCGUUUUGGAGAGGUUGAAGGAUUUUGCUGAGAAAGCUCCAAACUUGGCUCUCGUUUCUGCUCCUACACAGUUUAUUUGUCCCAUCAGCAAUGUUGUAAUGAGUGACCCGUGUGUGGCUGGUGAUGGAUAUACGUACGAUCGAGGGGCAAUAGAGAAGUGGAUUAAGGUGAAAGACACGUCUCCGGUCACUGAUUUACAAUUGCCACAUAAACACUUAAUUCCUAAUUACACCCUUCUUUCAGCUAUUAUGGAGUGGAAGUCUUGAACAAUCGACCUAAAUUUUUUCGUGUACUUUGUUUCGAGCAAUUUGUAAGGUCUGUAAAUGAAGAAUUUUGUCUGGUUUAUUUGCCAAUUACUAUAUUUAUAUAUUUUAAGUUGGAU